This is a messenger RNA of Carassius auratus (goldfish), 1932 nucleotides long. Its product is annotated as outer dense fiber protein 3-B-like. The coding region runs from base 326 to 1099 and encodes 257 amino acids. Gene Ontology annotation, cellular component: cytoskeleton. The record is from RefSeq and is a predicted model, not a curated record. The transcript is spliced from 7 exons. NCBI's taxonomy places the organism in Eukaryota, Metazoa, Chordata, Actinopteri, Cypriniformes, Cyprinidae.
AGAAACAAUUAUAAACAAUCAAACACAGUCGCAGCAGCUGAGAGUUUGAUAAGAGCUCUUCACGAGCUACAUUUUUGCUUAAUUGUACUUUUAUUUGUCAAUAAUAUAGUUUUGUGCAGAUAUUGUACGUCUGGAUCGUAAUUUUGUCGUUUUCAGUUAUCUAAGUGUACAUUUUUAUCGUUUCGCAUCUAAAAAUCAUCAACGCACUGAAAACAUUCUAAGAGAUAAUAUUACAUCAGGUAGGUUUAAAACGAGCAUUUAUUUCAAACUCACUCGGCAGUCUAUUAAAUUCACGCACUUUUUAAUAUCUUGCAUUUAAGAUAUCAUGUCACCUGUGGAAGUAUGGGUGGGUCCUUGGAGGCCACACAGACCAAGGGGCCCCAUCGCUGCAAUGUAUAACAGUCCAGGGCCAACAUAUGCUCUGCCAGGGGCAACUGGAAUAAACAACCAUGACCCGCGGAUGCAGAAAGGCCCAGCAUUUAGCUUCGGCACACGUCAUCGUGGCUUACAGACCAACUCUUCCCCAGGUCCCAGUUACCUCGUUCCCUCCAACAUCACCAGGGUGGGUCGGGAUGGAACCCCUGCAUACUCUGUCUAUGGCCGACCCAAGGAUAUUAAGCCCUUCCAGACUCCUGGCCCAGGAAGUUACUCCCCUGAAAAUGCAACAAAGACCACUUAUUACUUGGCUCCUGCGUUCUCUCUGUCUGCAAGGACUAAACUGUUCCGUAAUGAUCAAACACCAGGUCCAGCUGCAUACAUGCUUCCCCCAGUAUUGGGGCCAAGAGUUGUGAAUAAAGCAUCCGCCCCAAACGUCUCCUUCUGCAGUCGUAGUGUUAUCGGCAGCUUCCAUGAAGAUCUACGGAAGACUCCAGGCCCAGGGACCUACCAAGUGGUGGAUUCAUGUGUGUACAAACACAAGUCCCCUGAGUACAGCAUCACUGGACGCAACUUCACACCUGGAGACUUUACCAAGAAACCUGGACCUGGAGCCCACCAUCCAGAAAAGGUUACUUUCACAGGAACCAAAGCUCCCAGCUAUUCCUUUGGAAUUCGUCACUCCGAGUACAUCGCUCCCAUAAUUGUGGAUGGGGCUGAUUAAAUGGGUCUGUUCUGUCCUUGUGAAUUCUGUUAAGCAAGUUACGGUCUCUCAUAUCAGGUCUUAAUAUUGCUAAAACAUAACUUGAAUUAAUGGUGUUUCAGUUAAAAAGGCUCCAAGAUGCAUAUUUGUGCUGCUGCCACAACAUGAGAAAUAAGCUCCAUUCCAAAACUAAGUGAACCAAGUCUACCUAGACUAGCAUUUUAACACAUCAGAGACACAAUCUACUAGUUCUUGGUCUGACUGCACCUUGUCGAGUCCAUGUUCUUUCAUAAUGGCAGUCCAAGUAAAAAAACAAGGUUACCCCCCCCCCAAAAAAACCCAAAAACAAACUAGUUAUACAAUAAUAUCUAAAUUCUCUCAUGUUCACCAAGGCUGCAUUUAUUUGAUCAAAAAUAUGGGAAAAACGGUGAUACUGUGAAAAUAUAAUUACAAUAACUGUUUUCUGUUUAAAUAUAUUCUAGAAUAUGAUUUCUUUCUGUGAUUGGCAAAGCUGAAUUUUUGCAUGUCUGCUCACAAAGUUUUGGAAUGGCAUGAUGUUGACGAACGGCACUGAUGAUUACUGUGUUAAUCAAGAAAGAAAGUAAAUCUUUGAAUCAAAAUACUUUAUUGUUGUAACUUUUAUUUUCUUCAGUCAACUGAAAAUGUAAGCUUUGCUCAAUGCAAAGCAGACAAAAGCAGGAACAAUAUUUACAUGGACAGUGCAGUAGUUCAUUAUUACAUUCUAUUUUUAGUCUUUUUACAAAACUUUUUUUUCUUCAUGCUAUAAUACAUUUAUUGAGUCUUUCUUAAUAAAAUACACUUUCUCUGAAAAACAUAUGCAGUCUUACUUCAAA